Molecule: messenger RNA, 1283 nt
Organism: Aedes albopictus (Asian tiger mosquito)
Lineage: Eukaryota; Metazoa; Arthropoda; Insecta; Diptera; Culicidae
Product: G-box-binding factor
Exons: 2
Coding region: 223-1173 (316 amino acids)
Source: RefSeq, a predicted model, not a curated record
GCAGUGCGGUCAAGCGAUACGCAUCGUUAAGUUUUGGCCCGAAAAACGCGCUUAGUUCAAUCGAAGCAGUAGAGUGCGCACGGUGGGUAAGAGCAAAGGAAAAAUGUAUCAAUUUCACGCAUCUCAAUGAAGAUGUUGGAGGUAUAAAGCCGUUCGUUGCUCCGGGGAAUAGUAUCAUUCGUUUGUGAUCACUUGCCUAAAUCACACCUAGGAAAGGUCAUCAUGAAGGCGACCGCUAUCGUUAUUGUUGCUUUUGUCGCAUUGUCGACCGUUUCAGCACGUGUCGAUCGGACGGAAAAACGCAGCAUUGGCGAACAUGGGGCACAACUUUCAUCAUACAAUAAUCACGUGCUUCAACAGCAGCAGUUCGAUUAUCAGAAAAACCAGCCCAACCAGGAGAAAUGGUCCCAGCCGGAUGAGCAACUGAACAAAGCGGAGGAGUACCACCAGCAAGUUCAACAACAGCUCCAGUGGGAAUCGCAGAAGGAACGUUCUCCAAUGCAUCAUGGAAUUGAUAACCAUCAUUACAAGCACUUUGAGCAUCAGCAUCAAUAUCAGAACCAAGCCGCAAAGCCCGUUCAGUAUCAUUAUGUUCAGGAGCAAGAGCACCACCAGCAGCAAUACCAACAGCAGCCUCACUACCAGCAACAAGUGCAAUUCCAGCACUAUGAAGAUCAGCAAGAACAGAGCAAGCCCCACUAUUAUCAGCUGCAGCAAGAACAGCACCAGCAAUACGAGCAUCUGCGUCAACAAGAUCAACAUCAACAGCACCAGCACGGAUGGGAUCAGCAGAAGCAAGUCGUCAGCGUCAGCCAUGUCACCCAGCAAGUACCCUACCCAGUUCAUGUGCAGAAGAAUGUCGCCGUUCCUGUCCACGUUGCCUAUCCGGUGCACGUCCAGAAGCCCGUCCCAGUAGUGGUGGAGAAAAAAGUUCCGGUCUACGUAGAAAAACAAACCCCUUAUCCAGUUGAACGUCCGGUGCCGUACCCGGUUAAGGUUAAGGUCCAGGGCCCAACCUACAAGGACAUCCACGUCGUGCACGUUCCCAAGCCAGUCGCAGUUCAUGUCGAUAAGCCUUAUCCAGUGUACGUGGAGCAUCCGGUUUACGUGGAGAAACCGGUGCCCCUGCAGGUGGUCAUCAUGGAACACAAGAAGAAGUCCUUCUGGGGCUGAUUCGUUCCUCCAGGGUGUUACCUUCCUGUUGUACGUUUGUUGAUAGGUUUGUAGUUAGACGAAAAGUAUGUAAGUAGGAAAUGUUAAUAAAUUAUUUAUUGAUAUUCGAA